AUGAACAAAAGUUUGGAAGGUAGAAAUAUUCGAGUCACUGUACGCAGUGGUCCACAGAUUAAUAUCCUCAGGAGAUCGGCGUCACCACAAGGAGGAAGAAUAAAACUAUCCUAUUUUCGACAUGGAUCAGUAUCACCACCUCGAAUAACAAAUGCUAAUUACAAUGGAAACAGUACAACUUCGUCAAAAGUUAGAUGUAUUCGACGUCAGAAUAGUUUAGUUAUACAAAGAACAACGCCUAUUACUACAACAAAUCAUUCAUACGACAUGAAUUUUAAAUGUCAACAAAAUACACCUCCUCCUCCUCCUCCUCCUCUUCCCACUUUACCGACACGACUCGUAAUGGACAUACAUACAAGUGGAAUAACUAACGCACGUUUAAAAAAUAACCAAUACGAAAGAUCAAUGAAGCAUACAGCUCUCACCCCAAAUACCAAUGGUAGUAUAGCAAUCAUGAUUGGCGCAUCUAACUCAACAACAACUUCCAAUAGAAUAGUAUCAGACAAUAAUGAUAAUAAAAAAUGGUUAAAUCGUGACUCAUCAUCAACAUUAUCAAAUAGUAAUCCAGUCUCGCCAAUAGUCCGGAUUGGAGAACAAGUUUAUAUGACCUUGGCAUAUCGGUCGAUAGAAAUUCAGUCUCUCUCUCACCUAGUCAGACUGACAAUCAAUCUACUGGACUGA
Messenger RNA from Trichobilharzia regenti, 681 nucleotides. Lineage: Eukaryota; Metazoa; Platyhelminthes; Trematoda; Strigeidida; Schistosomatidae. The record is from the annotation of a GenBank genome assembly.